AGGAAAAAAAUAGAUAUUUUCGGAAACACGUGAAUGUUGUUCGUUGCUGUUGAAGAAUGCCCUCUGCCUCUACAAAAGUUGAGAUUCCGGCCUCCUCGGAGGCCCUGGACCCUUUUAAAAGGGUCCUUACAGUUGUCGAUAAGAAAGUUCGUAACUUGGAGAAGCGUAAGCUAAAACUUGAUGUCCUGAAGCAGAAGAAAGAUUCUGGCGCAGAACUUGAAAAGGACCAACAGGUUGCAGUAGACCGUUAUGGAGAGGUUAUACAGAAUCUAGAAUUCGCACGUGACCUUCAGAAACAGUUCCAAUCUAUCAGUACGGAUGUUGAGAAGUUGUUGAAGAAACAAGCAAAGCGAGGGAAGUCGGAGAAACAGAUGCAGGAAGUGAAGCGUGUGAAGGAAGUUUUACAGUUACAGGGUCUUCUCGAUCAGAUGGGCUCGGAUACAGUUCGGAAAGAUUUUCAGACAGGAAAACAUGGCGCAAUUGUGUUAACGGAAGAAAACCUUGACCAGUUGGACGAGUUGUAUAAAUUGAUUAGUCCCACUCGAGAUAAUGAGUCUGAUUAUUUGGAGUCAUUGUCCGAAGCAUCAGAACACAUCGUCUGUCUGUUAGACGCCAAGGAUAAACCGGUUGUCGGAACUACAUCAUACAAGGAUUUAAAAGAAUUAUUGGAUCUGAUCUCACAAUGUGGUUACUUCGAGAAAGCACAAGCUACUGAAGGGGUAAAAGAGGGUGGCGACGUUGAGUUUGAGGUAGUAGAACACACAGACGUACCCGCUCCCGACUCGGAGGAAGUCCAGUCAUCGUUACCGCCUGAUGUACAGACUGAAGAAGUUGAAACCAAACCUGUAGCAACCGGACAACAAAUGAUAAAUAAUGACACGUUAAAUACACAACCACAGGUUAUCACAGCGCAGGCCGAUGCAUUCUUUAACACACCCGUAUCAUCACAGACAGUAGAAGAACAGCAGCAAGCUGAGCUUGCGGCCCUCCAGCAGCAGCAGAGACGUCCAUUCCAGGAAAUUGUCUCCUCCGUUCAGGGAAACUUUAACUUUCUGCAGGAAUCAACAAUAGAGGUCGAAGCAAAAAGAGAAUUCUCUCCACACAUGGACCCAGCAGUUGUCGCAGCCCAUCCUAUGCCUCAGUCCCAACAGUCCAUGGGACGACCUCCAUCAAACCAGACUCCGGACACAUCCGGUUUACCACAGACAGGCUUCGGCAGCGGUGCAACAUUUGGGGAACAACAGUCAGCAUUUGGUGAUCAACAGUCAUUGGACUCUGAACUUUCAGUAAGCAAAGUGAGCCAUGGAGGGUCAGUUGAUCAAAGUGUUUACUCAAAGGCCAAUAUGGCCCCCACACAGGACUUCUCGGGCUCUGGUUUCACGCAGAGCAAUUUAUCUCAUUCUUUACAAACUGACAGUUUGUUUUCGGGCACAGUGUCUAGUGGUGAUUCAAAUUCUGGAAACCGUGGCGUGAUUGGUAAAGGUGAAAGUGGGACAAUAGGACAUCCACAGUAUGAAAUUCCCCCACAGUUACCUAUGCCUCCAAGUCAUGAACAACAAGCUCAGGACAACCAGCAUCAAAGUGAUCCCGAGAAGAAAGGUUUCCCAAUGAAUCCCAAUGCAACAGAAUUCCAGUCCCUUAUUUAUAACCAAUCUGGCGAGGAAGGUGAAUCCAGUAAUAAAUCAUCAAAUGAUGGAUUCCAAGGUGGUACAUAUUCCAACAUGGGUUAUAACCAAAGAGAGCAGCGAGGUGGUCGUGGAGGAUUUAGUCGUGGUCGAGGAGGGAACCGAGGCGGUGGAGGUGGCGGAAACAUGAGCAACGGUUACUCUAGAGGAGGCAGAGGGGGUAACUACCAAGGCUAUCAGUCUAGAGAUAACUACCGUGGUGAUGGGUUCCAGGGAGGUUACAGUGGAAACAGUUACAAUAAUGGAGGAGGAUUCCAGAAACGUGGAGAUAGUAAUAGGGAAGGUGGACGUGGCGGGUCAUCUAGAGGUGGAAGUAGAGGAGGUGGUCAGCGUGGUGGAGGAUUCAACCGCGGUGGUAAUGCUGGUGGUAGAGGAUCAGCAAGAGGAACAGGUCAAGGGUUUGGGCGCCCAAACUUCAAUCAACAGCAGACGUAAUAAUAUAAAGUGUGAAAAUUGGACAACCAUGGCUUGAUUUCAGUGCUUUUGUACACUAAAGAAUUGGGAGAACUCUUAACAUGACUUUAGCUUCUCUUUUGCUUCUUCUUUCCAACAUUGUUAACUGAUAUCAUAUAUACAUUUUCAUUUUGUAUUCGAAACGCACCAUUUUCUUCUUACGUUUGUAUGUUUCUGAUAACUCUCAAGUGUGCUUGAUUUAAUUUUAAAGAUUUAAUUUACAGUUUUAAGAAACUCGAAUGUUUAUUUCUGUUUGUUUGCGUGUUAUUUCAUCUGUUAUCAUACUAAAAGUGCUAUUCAAUCAUUUUUGGUGGUGUUAAAACACUGUCUUCAAGCCAAUAUCAUUCUUUUUGUUUGUUAAGCAAGUGUUUUACAACUUGUGUAGAGGCAUUGAGCAAAGUGUGAACAAUUUCAUAUAAAAAAAAACGUGUGAAUUCGGCAAAUAACCAGUGUAUGAAGUGUGCUGUGCAUGUAGGUGUGUAGAGCACUUUUCAACAGCAAUGUACGGGCAAAACUCUCAACAGUUCUGACUAGUCAUAAUAUCAUUGUCUAUGGUCAAAAUACAACAAUUCCUGAACCAUUAUGUCAACAGAGGGGCAUUGUGGUUUUGGAAAUGACCAUCUUCAUCAUCAUCAUUUAAACACUAAAAAAAAGUCGUUAACAUAACGUUCCAUUCAAACGGUUCACUUUAUAUACUGGUUACACGCUGGAGUAUGCAAGGGUAUCGCCUUUAAGUGCAACUAACAUCAAAAUUUCUUUUGAACAUUUUAAGUCAUUUGUUGACGGCUAUUAUAUUCACAUAGCUUUUUUUCUUUACAUUUAUUGAUAUAAAUCAAUUCAAGACCUAUGAAGUGCUAGGAUUUUUUUUUUGUGUGUGGAAACAAACUGGAUUGUUAACUAGUAAAUUGAUCCUAUUACCACUUUCCAUUUUGAUUAUACUAUUUUUGUGGUCAAACGUGAAUAGGAUAUAUUAAAUACAAUUUUUUCAUCAAUUUAAUUGGGACUGAUUUUCCAGCCGGUCUUAUUUUACCACCUUUGUUUUCAUUUAAGGCUGAUAUUUGGAGCUUAUGACUUAAAAUACAACAUCUGUACGCAUCUCUGUAAUUAUAACCUGUUUAACUGAAAAGUACCUCGUUAAUUGAUUGUGAAAAAUAUAGAUAUAGGUCUUGUGUUGAAUUUAUAUUUCGCUUGACUGCCAGUUCAUUUUAUUGUGCUGUUUAGUCGAAAAAAUAUAAACAUGUACAGAAAAAAGUAUUUCUUUUUGAACUGUGCUAUACACGGUUCGCGAAAUUUUAUUGAAACGUGUGAAUAGGUGAUUCAAGUCUGUCUAGUGUCUUUGUAUAGAUACGAGAUCGUAAAAGAUGAUGCAUGCAUACAGUUACAGAUGUCAUUGCAGUGACGUGCACUUUAUAGCAUUAGGUUGUCUGGUAAAAUGUAUGUUUUCAACAUUUCUAAUAAAAACACGAAUAAAUAUCAGGAGUUCAGCAGGGCGGAAAGAAAAAUAUACGUUACUUAUUGCUGCUUCUGGCUCAAAAAAAUAGAAAUAUGUAUAAAAAAAAUAGAAAAAACAAGUCAAAAUAACAUGUUGAAAAUGUGUGAACGUACAUUCAAUACUUCUUGAACUUUUGCCAUUCAUGUAUUAUUGGAGUUUAAAGUUUAUCAUGCUUUUCAAAGUUAUUUAUACAGUUGGUGUAAUGUGUUCAGGUGGUGUAAUAAAUUAAUAAUUCAUGUUAAAUUAAACGGAAACUGUAAUUUGGUCUCGAUAACAAGAUCUAUAUAUAGAUAUAGAAAUAACAAGGAUGAAAAAGGAGAAUAUCUAAUAUAUGAAUGAUAUAUUGAAUUUAUAUUUGUUUAUAAUUAUCACAUUUAAAAUGAUUGGUAAUUGUUUGACGAGUAUUGAGUUUUAAAAGAUCUAUUACAAAGAAAAAAGAUUCCGAGCAAAAUUUUUUCUAUUAGUCUUUUCAGCUAAUUUGAAAAAUAUUAUUUUGUAUUCUGCACAAAUUUUGUUUCAUCAUUUUGUAGAGAACAAGGCAGUAUUGUGAGACAAAAAUUGUCACAUUUAUAUGAAAAUAAAUCUUGUGAUGGCAUA
Molecule: messenger RNA, 4227 nt
Organism: Ruditapes philippinarum (Manila clam)
Lineage: Eukaryota; Metazoa; Mollusca; Bivalvia; Venerida; Veneridae
Product: caprin-1-like
Exons: 12
Coding region: 57-2120 (687 amino acids)
Cellular component (GO): cytoplasm
Molecular function (GO): RNA binding
Source: RefSeq, a predicted model, not a curated record